AUGCUCGGAAUUCUCUCAAUUUCUUCGUUUUCAAUAUUUUUUGGAUAUAAACUAAAUGAUUUAUUGCGCAAAAAUUUUUAUCUAAGUAAUGAGAGAAUUAUAGAAACAAAUAUAGAUUAUGAAAUUGAAAAUUAUAUUGAAUCACAUUCUUUGACACAGUUAUUACGAUCAAAACCAUAUAUUUCUGAAACAAGACCUUAUUUGGAUCUUUCUUUAAAAUUCAAGUCAUUUAAUUUUACAGCAGGUCUACUUUUUGGUAAAGGGAGAAUAUCAGUUGCUCCAUAUUGUUUUUAUGAUGAAAAGGAAAAGGAGAUUACAAUUAUUUUUCAUUUAGGAACUCAAAUAUGUGGUUAUGAAAACAUUAUUCAUGGAGGGCUUCUUGCAACAUUAAUAGAUGAAGGAUUUGCAAGAUGUUCUUAUUUGAUGUUUCCUAAUAAACCAAGAUUUACUGCUAAUCUUAAUAUUAAUUAUAGGGCUCCUGCAAAGGCGAAUAAUUAUUAUGUUCUUAAAGCAAAAGUUACAAAAAUGGAAGGAAGAAAGGUUUGGAUUGAAGGACAUAUUGAAACAUUAAGUUCUUAUUCAUUAUUUUCGAAUAAAGGAAAUAAGCCUGUAAUUAUUGCGGAUGCAACUGCAUUAUUUAUUGAGCCUAAAAAUUCUUCAUUGAUCAAGAAAAUUAUAUCUAUUUGA
Molecule: messenger RNA, 687 nt
Organism: Pneumocystis murina B123
Lineage: Eukaryota; Fungi; Ascomycota; Pneumocystomycetes; Pneumocystales; Pneumocystaceae
Exons: 8
Coding region: 1-687 (228 amino acids)
Source: RefSeq, a predicted model, not a curated record